This is a messenger RNA of Chondrus crispus (carragheen), 1604 nucleotides long. RefSeq lists its product as hypothetical. NCBI's taxonomy places the organism in Eukaryota, Rhodophyta, Florideophyceae, Gigartinales, Gigartinaceae. The record is from RefSeq and is a predicted model, not a curated record. The transcript is spliced from 2 exons. The coding region runs from base 1 to 1344 and encodes 447 amino acids.
AUGAUUUUGCAUGGUUAUAUUGUCGCAUUUCAUGCAAAUUUCUGCGCUUGUCGACACCUGCCUGCGUUGUUCGAUGAAUGUGCACACGCCACCACUUCAAUAAAUAUCCCACUCAAAGCAUUUCGAAUCCUUCUUCCACCCGUCCCUCCGACAAUAUAUCCGAACCCCCAAAACACAAUCUUCCCUUCUCAAAGGCCAUCGCUCCUCAGCUUUGUCUUCGCCGGCGUCCGCUCUCCUCACUGCUUAUUUCCUGCAAUGUCACCACCGAGCCCUGCUUUCGCGCCUGUAUGUUCAUUCUUAGGUAUUAGGUCUUCGGUGUCGCAUCAGUCCUCUACUUCAUCCCUUCGGUUGAAGCCACCUCCAACUCGUACGCCUGGCGUUGUCCACGUGACCACAGCGGUCCUCGAUACGCCGGCAAGCAACACCUACCUCCAGCGUCAUGCAGAGGCAACUCUGCGCGAUUUUCUGACACGACGGGCAGUCAACACUGUCCAAUACUACAUGCAUGAGCUCGGGGAUGGGCCUGGACGUACAUGGCUGAGAAGUUUCGAUGCCUUCGACGAAAAAGUUCGGGAGGACAAGUUUAUGGAUGGGGAUGCUUAUCUUGACCGUAUGAGUAGAGCACAGAACGAGAAGGGCGUCCUGAGAAUUGGUAAUUCACGAAUAAGCAGGAAAUAUUAUUUCACCAUCGAACCUAAUAGGAUUGCCAAGAGAAUUACGGAUGUAAAACUGCAACUUGCCAGAGAAUGGGCAAAAGAUCUCGGAUGUAUCAAGCAUGAAAACCUCGAGAUUCAGAGGCUUGGUUUUGAGAAGAUGUUGUGUUCUUCAGAGAAGGAGCUUAAUUCGAAGAGGAAUCUUGUAUUUGACUCGGACCCGUUCACCACCGAUCACACUCCGCUUAGGUACAAGAACUACAAAGCUUUGAAAACACUCGUCACAGGCCAUGCUGUUGCCAGGCUUUUGCCAUACACUCGCGAUUGCGGCUCUAACCACGAGUACAUGUACCUUCUCCAGUUUAUGAGCUCGUACGGUGCAAUCAAGGACGGCGAUGAGCUCGUUCGAAUGCUCAUGGAGCGCCCUGUUGAAAAUCGCACCAACCCGGAAUUCGUCAUACAACCGAAGGGCAUCGCUCUUCAAAUUAUGGAGCUUCGUCAGGCAAUUGCGGAAGAAUGGAUUUCUGUCAUGGAAUUCAUCCCGGGAGAGCAGAAUCUCCGAACGAAGAACAUCCUAGAAAACUCGAUGAAGAUUUCUGAUGCUAUCGGCGAGGAUAUACGAAAACCACAGUCAGGAAUUGAUGAUUCCGAAAGCAUCACGGAUAAGGACACGAGUGAGCAGGCUUCGUAGCCUCCAUGCGAUGUGCAUUGUCUCACGACAAACGUGACGGGGAUAUGGGCAAAGGUCUCUUGCUUCUGUACUGAAAAGGGGAAGAAAAUCGCUCGAUUGUGCUAAGCUCAUAUUUUCGACAAACGCGGUGGGGGCUUGCACAUGUAUCUUGUAUUUUUAUCGUAACAUUUUGUUCUGUUGGUUUUCUAAUUGGAAUGGUGGAAUUUGUGACAGGGGUUUUGUAAACUAUGCGUUCCGCACGGGAGCUCUUAGCUGUAGCA